UUGGAAGCAAUCCAAUUCAAGAUAGAAAGGCUUUUGAAGAAGCAGCCAAGAGAGUUUACAGAAGAAAGCUCAGCUCACCAAUCAGAUACAACACAAUCACACGCAACAAUCACUAACAAGCCCCACUCCCGUAUGCUCACCUUAGAGUCCCCCAUGGCCGUCCGAUUAAUCGCCGGCGGCUUCGAUUUCAGCUCUCGCCGUCUCUCCCACUCCGGCCAUCCCUUCGUCAGGAAUAAGUUUGGGUGGUUAAGUGAGAGUUGUUGCGCCAAAAGAAGCAAUUGUGUGAGAGGCAGAGUUAGGGCUUCGGCCGAGGAGCAAGUAGGCGGUCCGUUGAAGCAGAAUGCUAAACCGCAGAGGUAUCAUCCGUCCGAAGACAUAGGGGAUGCUGACGUUAUUGAGAUUGGCGAAGCGAGACUUACACCUGAAGAAACUUGUAGGACUAUUAUCGAGGUAAACAGCAAAGCAUUGCUAAUGUUUUCUGGUCUGCUAGGUGAAGAGGUUCAUGAUAACAUUUUCUGGCCUGAUUUGCCUUAUAUUACUGAUGAAAAUGGAAAUAUUUACUUUCAGGUCAAGAAUAACGAAGACAUUUUGCAAACUCUUACUACCGAGGAUACCCUCGUGCAAAUUAUAAUAGGCUUAGAUACUAGAGAAAUGCUUAGUGAGAUGGAAUUACUGAAUCAGUCAGAUGAUGAUUUUGGCAUUACGGAUGUUGAUGAUGACAGUAGUGAUGGUGAAGAUGAUGAAGAUAAUGCUGAGGAUGAUGAUGAAGAUGAAGAAGAUGACGGCUAUGAAGAGGAGUGGGUUGCGAUUCUUGACAGUGAGGAUGAUGGGGAGGAUUCUGAUGAAUCACCAGGGGACUGGGCAAAACUGGAGACCAUGCGUGCCUCCCAUCCAAUAUAUUUUGCGAAGAAACUGGCUGAGUUUGUAGGAGAUAAUCCUUUUGAUUAUAUGGAUCAGCCACCUGCUGGUCUAGCAAUUCAAGGAAUUUUAAGACCUUCCUUUCUUGAAGAACAUUCUGUCAUUCACAAGAAUAAGUCUGACUGUAAAUCAAGCAAAGAUGAAGCUAAUGAAGAUGACAGAGUUGUAGAAGACAACCAAGAAGAACAUGACAUUAUUAAUGGUCAUAGUCAUAGUCUGGAGCCAUCUCAAGAUAACCCCGAUUGGCCAGAAGAAUUGGACAAGGGUGAAAGCCUAGAAAAUGGGACUUCAUUCUACAAGCUAGAAAUGGUCAAGAUUCAAUUAAUAUCGGCUCAUGGACAUCAGACUUUCGUCGAAGUAGAUGACUUUAGGAGAGCUCAACCUGAUGCCAUUGCACACUCAGCUGCAAAAAUUAUAUCCCGUAUUAAAGCUGGUGGAGAAAAAUACAUGCAUGCUCUCAAAUCAUUCUGCUGGAGAUGCAAGGGUAUUCAGGCAGAGGAGGUGGCUCUUAUAGGUGUAGAUAGCCUCGGCUUUGACUUGAGGGUUUGCUCUGGAAUACAAGUUCAAACACUGCGCUUUGCAUUCAAAAAACGGGCCUCUUCAGAAUAUAGUGCUGAGAGACAAUUGAAUGAUCUGCUGUUCCCAAGGAAUCAAGGUAAGCAGCAAAAGAAGAAAGAAACUCACCAGUCCGAAUUAUGAUGAUUCAAAAUGGUUAAAAAUAUAGUUAACCUUGCUAAGUUAGGCAAUCUUGGGCUAGGAACUGUAUGUAGCAGGCACAAAAACUAGUAAAACUUGCUCAGUUCUAGCUUAUGUAUUUUCUGUACCAAGUUUUUACUAUUGUAAAGUUAAUUAUUCAAUCAUUUUAUUUUUCUGAUCAUAAUUAUCAAAUACAAGAAAAAGUUGUAAUUAGGUGUUCUUUUUGCAAAAGAAUUAGGUAAUUUUUUACUA
Daucus carota subsp. sativus is the source of this 1866-nucleotide messenger RNA. RefSeq lists its product as uncharacterized. The record is from RefSeq and is a predicted model, not a curated record. The coding region runs from base 133 to 1617 and encodes 494 amino acids. The transcript is spliced from 10 exons. NCBI's taxonomy places the organism in Eukaryota, Viridiplantae, Streptophyta, Magnoliopsida, Apiales, Apiaceae.